AUGAAAAUAGCGAUUGAAGGUUGUUGCCAUGGUGAAUUAGAUCGAAUUUAUGAAACUAUCAAUCAAAUUGAAAAUGAACAAAAAAUAAAAAUUGAUCUUUUACUCAUCUGUGGUGAUUUUCAAGCGGUUCGCAAUGAACACGAUUUAUUAUCGAUGGCUGUUCCACCAAAAUAUCGUUCAAUGCAAGAUUUUUGGCGGUAUUAUUCCGGUGAAAAACGCGCGCCUGUUCUUACGAUAUUCAUCGGUGGUAAUCAUGAAUCAAGCGAUUUUCUUCUUGAAUUACCCUACGGUGGUUGGGUGGCGCCGAAUAUAUUCUACAUGGGUUAUGCAAAUGUUGUCAAUUAUAAUGGUUUACGUAUUGGUGGGCUCUCCGGAAUAUAUAAAGCUCAUGAUUAUCAUUCCGGCCAUCAUGAAUUGCCACCUCUCGAUGAUAAAACGGCCCGUUCGAUUUAUCAUAUCAGAAGUUUAGAUGUAUUUCGAACGAAACAAUUACAACAAGGUAAACUUGAUAUUAUGAUAUCACAUGAUUGGCCACGCGGUGUUGUUUGGUAUGGCGACACACAACGUUUACUACAGCGUAAACAAUAUUUUCAACAAGAUAUUUAUAGUAAUCAACUGGGUAGUGAACCAUUAGAAGAAGUGCUACUUCAAGUACAACCAAAAUAUUGGUUUUCAGCACAUUUACAUGUUAAAUUUGCUGCUCUAGUGGAACAUACGAAUGGAAAUCUAACACAUUUUCUUGCUCUCGAUAAAUGUUUGCCCGGAAGAGACUUUUUACAAGUUCUUGAUGUUGAACCAAUAUCACCCACACCAUCGCCAAGCAAUCGUCUAUGUCUUGAUCCUGAAUGGUUAUGUAUUCUAUCGAAAACUGAUCAUCUAUUGCAUGUUCAACGUACCAAUACAUUUUUACCAUCGGCAUCACAAAAUUCAUUCAGCCCCCAAGAAGAUGAUUAUAGAAAAAUACAUGAUGAUUUUUCAAAUACAUUCGAAAUACCGGAAGUAUUUGAACCGACAGGUCCUAUAUAUAAACCCGGCACUGGAAAUAUUCCAGUUGAUGUCGAACAACUGAGAAAAAAUAAUCCACAAACAGAAUUACUAUGUCUUAUGCUUGGCAUUCGAAAUCCAAUUGAUGUUAUAUUGAAUAGAAAAAUACAGCUUGAUCAGACAAAUUAA
Rotaria socialis is the source of this 1173-nucleotide messenger RNA. Lineage: Eukaryota; Metazoa; Rotifera; Eurotatoria; Philodinida; Philodinidae. The record is from the annotation of a GenBank genome assembly.